Molecule: messenger RNA, 1641 nt
Organism: Colletotrichum chrysophilum
Lineage: Eukaryota; Fungi; Ascomycota; Sordariomycetes; Glomerellales; Glomerellaceae
Exons: 2
Coding region: 1-1641 (546 amino acids)
Biological process (GO): triglyceride metabolic process; glycerol metabolic process; glycerol-3-phosphate biosynthetic process
Cellular component (GO): mitochondrion
Molecular function (GO): glycerol kinase activity
Source: RefSeq, a predicted model, not a curated record
AUGUCCGACCAACGAGACCCCAAACGCGCCCGUGUCGCCGCCGCCGAGGGCGAGCACCUCCCCGCGGGCAUCACCGAGACCGACGAGGAGCUCCAGAAACACUGGUUCGUGGGCAGCAUCGACCAAGGCACCACCUCCACCCGCUUCCUCAUCUUCAACGGCCUCGGCGACCCCGUCGCCAUGCACCAGAUCGAGUUUGAGAACCACUAUCCUCACUCAGGAUGGCACGAGCACGACCCCCUGGAGCUCCUCUCUUCCGUCGAGGAAUGCAUCUCCGCCGCCCUCGCCAAAUUCACCGCCCUCGGCCACCCGGCCUCCGCCAUCCGCGGCGUCGGCAUCACCAACCAGCGCGAGACAACCGUCCUCUGGGACGCCCGCACCGGCGAGCCCCUCCACAACGCCAUCGUCUGGCCCGACACCCGCACCGCCCCCCUCGUCCGCGACCUCCGCGCCCGCCCCGGCGCAGACGCCCUCCAGCCCCUCUGCGGCCUGCCCCUCUCCACCUACCCCUCCUCCGUCAAGCUCCGCUGGGCCCUCGACAACCUGCCCCGCGUCCGCACCGCCUACGACGAAGGCCACCUCGCCUUCGGCACCGUCGACUCCUGGCUCAUCUACCGCCUCAACGGCGGCGCCUCCGCCUCCCCCCCAAUCCACGUCACGGACUCCACAAACGCCUCCCGCACAAUGUUCAUGAACCUCCACACCCUCAAAUACGACCCGACCCUGCUCUCCUUCUUCGACAUCGACCCCGCCAAAAUCGCCCUCCCCAAGAUCGUCCCCUCCUCCCACCCGACCGCCUUCGGCAAGCUCGCCUCCGGCCCCCUCGCCGGCGUCCCCAUCGCAGGCUGCCUCGGCGACCAGUCCUCCGCCCUCGUCGGCCAGUGCGGCUUCCUCCCAGGCCAGGCCAAAAACACCUACGGCACCGGCUGCUUCCUCCUCUACAACGUCGGCCACGAGCCCGUCAUCUCCAAAUCAGGCCUCUUCGCCACCGUCGCCUACGACUUCGGCAACAACCGCAAGCCCGUCUACGCCCUCGAGGGCUCCAUCGCCGUCGCCGGCUCCGGCGUCAAGUUCCUCGUCAAGAACCUCAACUUCGUCGACUCCGCAGCCCACAUCUCCGACCUCGCCGCCUCCGUCCCAGACAACGGCGGCGUCGUCUUCGUCACCGCCUUCUCCGGCCUCUUCGCGCCCUACUGGAUCGACGACGCGAAGGGCACCCUCUUCGGCAUCACCCAGCACACCCAGAAGGGCCACAUCGCCCGCGCCACCCUCGAGGCGACCUGCUACCAGACGAAAGCCAUCCUCGACGCCAUGGCCAAGGACUCGGGCCACGCCCUCGAGUCCCUCGCCGUCGACGGCGGCCUCUCCAACUCGGACCUGUGCAUGCAGGCCCAGGCCGACAUCAGCGGCAUCCGCGUCGACCGCCCCGCCAUGCGCGAGACCACCGCCCUCGGCGCCGCCAUCGCCGCGGGCCUCGCGCUGGGCGUGUGGAACGAGCUCGACGACCUGAAGAACGUCAACCAGACCGGCCGCAAGGUCUUCACGCCAUCCGCCGAGCGCGAGAAGAACCUGAAAAUGUUCAAAAAGUGGGAGCAGGCGGUUGAAAUGUCGAGGGGCUGGGUGCGCGACAAUCUAGAGUAA